Messenger RNA from Hypomesus transpacificus, 4767 nucleotides. It is a transcript of the gene lmnb2, whose product is annotated as lamin B2. NCBI's taxonomy places the organism in Eukaryota, Metazoa, Chordata, Actinopteri, Osmeriformes, Osmeridae. The record is from RefSeq and is a predicted model, not a curated record. The transcript is spliced from 12 exons. The coding region runs from base 215 to 1933 and encodes 572 amino acids.
GCCAGCGUGAACUGAACACGGCCAUCUUGGUGAGUUCUUUCAAUAAUAGUAGAUAGCAAACUGUAGUGGUGGGCUGUGGAUUUAAUUCAGUUUGCGAAAACAGGUUCGUUGUGAGCAGCUAAACCGGUUUUCAGACAACGGCGAGACCUUUCCGUUCUCAGGGGGAAAAAAGUUUGGAAGCAGUUCAGAGUGGAGUUAAAGUUUAAACUUUGCCAUGGCGACCGCAACCCCUAGCCGCGCAGCUCAAGCCGCCGCGACCCCGCUCUCCCCAACCAGGAUCUCACGCCUGCAGGAGAAACAAGAUUUACAGCACCUGAACGAUAGGCUUGCAGUCUACAUCGACCGAGUUCGGUCUUUGGAGCUCGAGAAUGACCGACUCAUGGUUAAAGUCUCGGAGAAGGAGGAAGUCACCACACGCGAGGUGACAGGGAUUAAGUCCCUGUAUGAGGCGGAACUGGCGGACGCCAGGCGUGUUCUGGAUGAGACUGCGCGGGAGAGAGCGAGGCUGCAGAUCGACUUGGGAAAGGCAAACUCGGAUCUGGAAGAGCUCUCCAGGAAUGUGAAGAAGAAGGAUGGUGACCUGGCUGUGGCUCUGGGCCGGGCCAAGGACCUGGAGGCCCAGCUCAACCAGAGCGAAGCCGCCCUCAACACCGCCCUCAGCCAGAACCAUGCCCUGGCUGCAGAACUCGGCGACCUCAAGGCCGAACUCGCCAAGGCAGAGGAGAGCCACGCGGUGGGGAAGAAGCAGUUGGAGGCGGAGACCCUGAUGAGGGUGGACCUGGAGAACCGCUGCCAGAGCCUGACGGAGGACCUGCAGUUCAGGAAGAGCAUGUUCGAAGAGGAGGUGCGUGAGACCCGCCGGCGCCACGAGAAGAGGACGGUGGAGGUGGACAGUGGCGGGCAGCACGACUACGAGUUCAAGCUGGCCCAGGCCCUGCAGGACCUGCGCAGGCAGCACGAGGAGCAAGUCAGUAUCUACAAGGAGGAGCUGGAGUACACCUUCAAGGCCAAGCUGGACAACGCCAAGGUGUCCUCGGACCUGAACGACAAGGCUGUGGGCACGGCCCGCGAGGAGCUGCAGGAGGCCCACAUUAGGAUCGAGAGCCUGGCCUACCAGCUCUCCGCCCUGCAGAAGCAGGCGUCUGCGUCCGAGGAGCGAGUGCGCGAGCUGGAGGACAUGCUGGCUGCCGACCGGGAGAAGCACCGCCGGCAGAUGGACGGCAAGGAGCGGGAGAUGGCGGAGAUGAGGGACCGCAUGCAGCAGCAGCUCAACGAGUACCAGGAGCUGCUGGACGUCAAGCUGGCCCUGGACAUGGAGAUCAACGCCUACAGGAAGCUGCUGGAAGGGGAGGAGGACAGACUGAAGCUGUCCCCCAGCCCCUCUGGCAGGGUGACCGUCUCCAGGGCGACGGGCAGCAGCAGCUCCUCGCGUAGCAAGAGGAAGCGGGUGGAGCUGGAGGUGGAGCUGCCCCAGCUCAGCGUGAGCCAGGAGGCCGAGGCCAGCGGCGGGGUCACCAUCGAGGAGAUGGACCUGGAGGGCAAGGCCGUCACCCUCCGCAACAACGGAGACACGGACCAGUCUCUGGGCAGCUGGAGAUUGAGAAGGCAGGUGGAUGCUGAAGAAGAGAUUGUCUACAAGUUCUCCCCCAAGUUCAACCUCAAGGCUGGGCAGACAGUCACGGUGUGGGGUGCGGAGGCGGGCGUGGCCCACGGCCCCCCCUCCGACCUGCUGUGGAAGAGCCAGGGCUCCUGGGGCACAGGAGAUGACAUCAUCACCAUCCUGGUGAACUCUGAUGGCGAGGAGGUGGCCAAGAGAACCGUCACCAAGACGAUGAUGGAGAUGGAGAAUGGAGACGAUGAAGAGGAGUACGAGGAGGAAGAGGAGGAAGGCCAGGUCUCUAAAACCUCCUCCAGAGAGUGCUCCAUCAUGUGAAGGAGGACAAGUCCAGAUGUCUUUCCUACGAAUCCUGUUUAUGUUUUUCUAGAGCCACUCAGAUAUUUUUGUAUACUUCCAUCUUGUGUUCUUAAUAUUUUUUAACUGACAAAACAAGAGCCUGCCCAUAUUUUUAACAGACUCCAUUUUUAAUCCUAGUAAGUAUGGACCUGAUUUUUCUCCUGCGGGUUCAGACUGAACCCCAUCAGCCCCCUCGCUGACCCCUUUUAGUACCACAUAGAACACAACCAGUCUGGAUGCCUCGUCGAUAAGUAGAGUCAUGAUGCCUUUGGUUCAGGAACAGCCCGUCCCUACUCCAUCCUCUUCAGUGUCUCUGGGACAUACUGCUUCCUGGAUUAGGAAGGGGCUGACUGCCCCCUUCUGGUCUGGAGGCCCACAGCCCCACAAUCAUAGGAUGUGUCUUCUGGCCUAUCAGAGAGUCGUUGUCUGUCGCACAUUGUCAUGUCACAUAUUGGAGAGAAACAUUGGACCUAAUAUUCUAAUCACACAUCUGUAUUUACUAUUUUCUUGAAGGUUCUUAAAGGAGAAAAAAAUUAUAAUAAUUGUGAUCGAAAUGACGUCAUUGUCACCACCAGGCAGGGGGGAGGGGAGGGGGAGGGAGGGCAAUAUAGGGGCUCUGAGAUGGUCAUGUGAUCUUUACGGUGGUCACAUGAGCUCUGCUUUUUCAUGUGUAGAUUGUAACUGACAGCUGUCGCUACCUUAGCUUGUAUUGUCGUCAGGACAACAGGGUGGAAAUAGGACUAGACAUUCUCUGAAAAUGAAAGGAAAUGUUAAAUCAUUGGAUAUACAUUCUGAAUAUGAAUUAAAUCAAGGAUUUAGGACCUAUUAAAAACAUUUGGACCGAUAAACAUUUGUGUUAAUGGAUGGCCAAAUUCUCCAUCGAGCAGUUGAUUGUAUAGUGAUGAUACCAAAGAUGUUAUUGUCUGGGUGUCAUUAGACUGCGUUCAGUGUUGUCUUCCCUGCGUCUGCGGGUGACUGGACCUCCCAACCACACGUUUCCACCCUGCUGUCAGUGUUGUCUUCCCUGCGUCUGCGGGUGACUGGACCCCCCGACCACACGUUUCCACCCUGCUGUCAGUGUUGUCUUCCCUGCGUCUGCGGGUGACUGGACCCCCCGACCACACGUUUCCACCCUGCUGUCAGUGUUGUCUUCCCUGCGUCUGCGGGUGACUGGACCCCCCGACCACACGUUUCCACCCUGCUGUCAGUGUUGUCUUCCCUGCGUCUGCGGGUGACUGGACCCCCCGACCACACGUUUCCACCCUGCUGUCAGUGCCGACACGGCAGAAAUCAUGGUGACAACAUACAUUUGUUAUAUUAGAAAAUUAUGUUUCUCAGACAAGUGUGCUCAUUUGAGCAAUCUGCAUUUUUUUUUCCCCUUAAUGUGUCUGUGAUCAGAUUCAAAAGCAGCGUUUCAUGUUAAUGAAACAAGAUUGUGAUCGUGUGUUUUGUUUUUAACCUGAAAGUCUUAGGAAUUCCCAGGUGGGUUUAGUGUUGUCAACAUGUGACGACUGAGAGACAGGAAGAUUGUGAUUUCACCAUUAAAACCUGUUCUCAGUUCUCCAGGGGUGCUGUGGAUAUUGACUCUUAACAGCUACACCGUUUGGCUGUUUCUCUUAAGAGGCCUUGAUUUAAAUUGUUUGGUGAUCUCCCAUUCUUCCAAAGUCUCACUAGUGUCUGGACUGGGGAGGUAGUGGAUUGGCUCAGCCAGGGUUCACUAACUGCAAUUUAGCUGUCGAAAUUGGAAAGGAAAGAGGAGCAAUUUGAUUGGAUGAAUUCUUCUCAUUUGAUUAGAACCUUUACUAUGAGUGGAUGCAAUGUUGCCUGAAUUUUUUAUAAUCUUAAUAUUGGCCUGGGAAACAGAAUUUGUAUUUUGUGUAAUGUCUUUGAAUGCAGUGUUUUGCAUUAUUGAUGAUCGUUAUUAUUUUCAUAGGGUCAUUCAAAUCAAUUUGGUUUACUUGUUUUUUUUUUUUGUGCUGUUUAUUUUUUUUCAAGUUCUCUGAAUAUGAUGAAGUUUGGGUCUAAAUGGCAGGGCUUUGUCCUGUGGAACAUUUAUCAGUUGAAUUGGCAAAGUUCUAAUUAUAGUGAAAUGCAGUGUCGGUCACCAUAAGUCUGUAUUGGUGCAAUGAUUCCAUCACUGCUAAUGUUGGCAGAAAAAAACCUGUUUUAAAUGCGAAUACAAUACAAAUCAUGAUAGAACUGUGCCCAUCAUACACUGAGGAGUAAUAUAACUUAGGAGUCUGUGUUCUCCUGGUGAAAGGUGCUUGAGGUUUCCUAUAUGGUUUGGAAGUAGCAUUGAUUUCAUACACUGUUAACUACGCUCAGAACCACAGGAACACAGCAUGAAUAUGUGUGUUUGUGUGUGUGUGUUUCCUUAGCUUACUCUCGCAAUUAUUUCGCCAAAAUGUGACUUGUAGGUUCUGAAAUGUGACAUACUACAACUUGGGGAAAUUGGAUCUUUGUGAAUUAAGUCUGUGAGUAAGUAUAGCCUGUGAAGAAUGCUCACUGGAGCGAAAUACUGUUAACCGAAAAUGUGGAAAUGCACCAUUUGAAGUGCAGUAACAAGGGGUUUAAUGACAUAAUGAAACCUUUUCCUUUAACAGCUGAUAUGUUUAAUCUGUGGUGAUUUGACGUGAGCUGUUGAUUCAAACAGCCAGUCACCUUAAACUUCAUCUCUGACAGAGGACUUGGAGGGAGGGGAGGGAUGGGGGGAGGGCGCAUGCCAAAUGUGUGUUUGUUGUAUUGCUAUUGAUUAUUACUCCUACGAUUGAAAUAUUUUUUGUAUACAUAAUAAAAUGUUUUCCAUAUUAAAA